AUGUCUUCGUUGAGUGAUCAAUUAAAACAAGUAGCUAACAACUCUGCUACUGUAGCUGUCGACAGGAAAAGAAGACAAAAAUUACAUUCUGCAUCAUUAAUCUAUAAUCCAAAGACUGCAGCCACUCAAGAUUAUGAUUUCAUUUUUGAACAUGCCAUUAAGGCUUUAAAUGAACUGAUCGAAAUUGAACCAAAAUUUCAAAUCUUUACUAAAUCUCUAUUCUCUGAAUCAUCAAUAAAUAUCGAUAGAAAUGUCCAAACAAAGCAGGAAAUUAGAGAUCUAGAUAAUGCAAUCAAUGGAUAUCUUCUACUAGCAUCUUCUAAAUGGCAUUUGACUCCAACUCUACAUGCCACUGAAUGGUUAGUUCGUCGUUUCCAAAUUCAUAUUUUAAACGCUGAAAAUUUUCUUUUGUCAACUUUGAAUUAUUAUCAAACACCUGUUUUUAAAAGAUUAUUAAAUAUUACCAGAUUACCUCCUUUGUUUAUGCCUUUAUCAAAUUUCGUUAGAAGUGAACAAUCACCUUCAAAUAUGACAAUGAUAAAACUAUUUGAUGAUAUGGAUUUCUUAAAAUUAUACACAAACUACUUAAAUAAAUGUAUCAAACAGAAAACAACUUACACAAAUCAAUUAUUGUUUACUACAUGUUGUUUCAUCAAUUUAAUCGCUUUCAACUCAAAUAACGAAGAAAAACUAAAUAAUUUAGUACCAUUAUUACUAGAAAUCUCUGCCAAAUUAUUAGCUACGAACUCGGUAGAUUGCCAAAUUGCAGCCCAUACAGUAUUGGUCGUCUUCGCUACUGCAUUACCACUAAAGAAAGAGAUCAUUGCAGCUGCCGCUGAAACCAUAUUAUCUAAUUUAGCCAAUAACAGAGCUAAAAAAUCAGCUUUAAUUUCCAUUUGCAAAUUAUUCCAAACCUUGAAAGGCGCUGGUAACGUUGACCAAUUACCAAACAAACUUUACAAAUUGUUCGAUUCCAAGUUCAAUUUAGAUACUGACCUUAUUGAAUUCUUAAGUGACAACGGGAAUUCUAACGUAUCAUGUGACAAAUUCUUAACAACAUAUAUAAGGGCAAUCAUUAGAUAUGAUCAUGAUAAAUUUACGUCCCUAGUGAAAUUAUUGAAAUUAGUACAUUUGGAAAGAUUCGAAGUAAGAUUAAUUAUCACAGAUUUAAUCCAUCUUUCCGAAAUUAUAGAAGAUAAAUCUCAAUUAAUCGCAUUAUUCGAAUAUUUCAUCUCAAUCAAUGAAAAAUUAGUAUUACAUUGUUUGAAAUCGUUGAACUUGACCGCUGAAUUAUUCGAGAUUAGACUAACUACUUCAUUAUUCACAGGGACUACCAACGCAGAUGAUACAAACAUAAUCAAUUCCAUUGAAGGUCAAAAAGUAGUAGGACAAAAUAAUCAAAUUCCAUCAUUCCAAGAAUUCAAAGAUAAAAAUGCACAGUUUAUUAAUACUAAAGAUAUAUCAAUGUUUGUUGAGUCUGAUGAAAAAUUCUCCAAAUUAUUAUCUUUGUUUAUUGAGGCUAUUGGUAAAACUUACCAAGCUAACGAAUUCUUAACUUCAUUCAUCACUACUUUAGAAGCUAAAAUCACUUUCCUAUUACGUGUCCUAGUAUCUCCUGCUGCCCCUAUCGCUUUAAGAUUGGUUUCUUUGAAUAGUCUCUCCAAAUUCUUGAAUAAUAUUGAUAAGGAAUCCAAUUUAUUCACCUUGAUUCCAUGUUUGAUUUGUGCAUUAAGUGAUGUCUCGAAGAAUGUUAGAACCAACGUUAAGAAAAUCUUGAUUCAAAUCUCUAAAAGACCCUACACGAAACAUUACUUCGCAAAUAAAAGACUUUAUGGUGAUGAUAUUGCCAUCCCAAUGGUUUCUCCAAAGGAUAAUGAGACUUGGCUGAAAAGAUUUUUAGAUGAAUAUUUAGUGGAGAAUUAUGAUAUCGCGAAUCUAGUCAUUCCAAAGAAAGAUCAAAAAAUUUUCUUAAUGUUUUGGGCAAAUCAGGCUUUGCUAAUGCCGUUACCUUAUCCAAAGACAAUCUUAUUAAAUUAUUUGAAUAAAUAUUCAUCAUCUUCUUCUUCAUUCUCAACAGUCUUUGAAAAGUUUAUUUCUAAUUAUUUACAACAGAGAACUUCAUGGGAAUCUAAAUGUAUUAAUAAUAAAACAGACUUUGUUCAAUUUGAAACGGAAUUAGUUCAAUUAAUUGCCCCCAAGGAAAAAAAUCAAUUCCUAAUAGAUUUUGCAAUUAAUUCUUUGAAUUCUGAAUUCGAAUCAUUAGCUACUCUAGUCUCUGAAAGAUUAAUCUCCAUCUUUGAUUCAUUAAAAUCUAAUGUCCAAUUACAAUUUUUACAAAAUAUCUUAAAUGCAAGUGCUGAAUCUGAUCCAAGUUAUGAUUCCGUCGGAACGUUACAAUCACUACCUUUAACUGCAGAACUUUUCGUUUCAAUCUUAUCUCAAAAUAGAAUAUCUACUGAUUCAGACGCUACGGAGUUCCCAAAAAGAAGAAGAAGACGUUCCUCUACUAAUAAGAUUGCUUUACAAAAGGAAGAAGUCUCACAAAUGGCUGAAAUUCAUUUAAGAAAAUUGACCAUUAUUCUGGAAACAUUAGAUAGAUCCAAGAAUAUCAUUGGUACUGACUCGUUGCUUUCUACAUUGUUCGCAUUAUUAUCUGAUUUAGAAACUUUAGAUCAAGAUGGUGGUUUACCUGUAUUGUACGCUCAAGAAACUUUAACCUCAUGUAUGUUAAACACAAUUAAUUCAUUAAAAAAAUCAGGUCGUACGCAAUUAGGAAAUAUCAGAGCUGAUAUCUUAGUUUCCGCUAUCAGAUCUUCUCCAUCCCCUCAGGUUCAAAAUAAAUUACUUCUAGUUAUCGGUGCAUUAGCUUCUUUGAAUUCAGAAACCAUAUUGCAUUCUGUUAUGCCGAUUUUCACAUUUAUGGGAGCUCAUAGUAUUCGUCAAGAUGAUGAAUUUACUACUCAAGUUGUUGAACGAACUAUAUUAACUGUUAUCCCAGCAUUACUAGCGAAUAAUGCUGCUAAAAAGAAUGAUGAAAUUGAAUUCCUGUUAACGAGUUUCACAACCGCUUUACAACAUGUUCCAAGACAUAGAAGAGUUAAAUUAUAUUCUACAUUAGUUAAAUCCUUGGGUGCAACUGAUGCUAUUGGCCCAUUCUUCUUUUUAAUUUCACAACAAUACUCUUCAAAUAUGGGAAAAUUCAAACUAGGUGAAGCGAGAAAUAUUAGUGAGUUCGCUAAAUCAUUCUUAGCCAAUUUUGAUGUUUUCGAACAAUUGCAUGCAUUAACUAGCUUCUUUGAAAUCUUUAAAAAAAUCAUUUCAGCCAGCCAAGACUCCGAAAAGAAAUCUGAAUUAGAGUCACAAGCAUUAUUUACAAACGGUGUUUUAAACCUUACUGAAAAUGAAUUAUUUACAUUGCUUCAUCAUGCUUUCGCUUUUAUUGACAAAGUAAUUCAGGAAGAUGAUAGUGAUCAUUAUAACAUUAAUGGUAGCUUUAGAUUGAGAGUGUAUUCUGCAUUAUUGGAUACCAAAAACGAUGCAUCAUUCUCUGAAAACGUUAGAUCCGAAUUCGGUAAUGUUUUAGAAUCUGUGUUAACGUUCAUCAAUAAGACUGGUACUUCUUUCUUAAAGAAUGUACAAUCCUCUUCUUCCGAAACUGAUGAUGAAUCUGGUUCGGAAACCAUAAUUGAUCAUAAGACCGAAAUUAAAAAUGUCUUAUUUAGCUUAUUAGGUAAUGUAUUGAACAUGCUACCGAUCAAAGAUUUUGUCGGUGCUGUCUUACCACUUCUAUCUAAAAGUGGUAAUGAGGAAAUUAGAUACCAUUUAGCAUUAGUGAUCGGAACUAAGUUUGAGUUGGAAUCAAUUGAAAGUACUCCUACAGCUAGUGAAGUCAUCAAAUUCCUAUUGGAAAGAAUCCCAAUAGAGAAUUCAUCUACGAACGUUGCACAAGUCGAAUUGAAUACUUUAAGAUCAUUAAUCACAAGAUUCGGAUCAAAAAUGGAUAACUCUUUAUUGACCGAGACCCUUGGAUUAGUCACUAAGACAUUGCUAUCUGAUAAAACUGAAAUUGUGAUUUCAUCUUUAACUGUCAUUGCUACGUGCAUAGGGUUUUUAGGUGUCAAGGCAAUUGCAUUUUAUCCUAAAAUAGUUCCACCAACCAUUAAAAUCUUUAAUCAAAUACAAAACUCUAAAGAUGCUCUAUUAAAUCCACAAAUGCAACUAUCUGUCUUAUUGUUGUUUGCAUCUAUUAUCAAGACCAUUCCAAGUUUUGUUGUCUCCAAUUUGUACGAUGUGUUUGAAAUGACUUUCUUUGCCACCGAAGUUGAAACAGCUACAAGAUUAUCUAUUAUUUCUCUCGUAGUGGAGAAUAUCAAUUUGAAAGAAGUCCUCAAAGUUCUAAGUAAAAUUUGGAUGAAUAAGAUAUCGCAAAUUGAUGAUUCUAUUGCUGUAUCAUUAUUCUUAAGUGCUCUAGAAUCUACAGUUGAGAAAAUUGACAAGAAAUCAGCUACAUCACAAUCACCUAUAUUCUUCAAACUAUUAUUAUCUUUAUUCGAAUACAGAUCCAUUAGUAAAUUCGACAAUAACACAAUUAGUCGUAUUGAAGCAUCUGCUCAUCAAAUUGCAAACGUAUAUGUUUUGAAAUUAAAUGAUAAAGUUUUCAGACCAUUAUUUGUUAUUCUCUUAAGAUGGGCGUUCGAUGGCGAAGAUGUCGUUAAUAAACAAAUUACUGACGUGGAAAGAUUAACCGCAUUCUUUAAAUUUUUCAAUAAGCUGCAAGAAAACUUAAAGGGUAUUAUUACUUCUUAUUUCACAUACUUAUUGGAACCAACGAAUGAUUUAUUGAAGAGAUUUAUUUCCAAGAAAAUAGUUGAUGUAAAUUUACGCCGUUUAGUUUUGAAAUCCUUAACUUCGGCCUUUAAAUACGAUAAGGACGAAUAUUGGAAAUCCACAUCACGUUUCGAAUUAAUUUGUGAUUCAUUAGUUAACCAACUGUUUACUAUUGAGAAUGUUAUUGGUAAAUACCUUGUUAAAGCCAUUGGUUCAUUGGCUGCUAAUAAUAAUGGCAUAGAAGAACAUAACCAAGUCAUGAAUAAACUUUUCAUAACUCAUAUGAAGGCUACAUGCUCAUCAAGUGAGAAAUUAUGGGCUAUAAGAGCUGUUAAAUUAGUAUAUUCAAAGGUGGGGGAAAGUUGGUUGGUAUUAUUACCUCAAUUAGUCCCAACUAUUGUUGAAUUACUAGAAGAUGACGAUGAAGAAGUCGAACAUGAAGUAAGAACAGGCCUUGUUAAGGUUGUUGAAAAUGUUUUAGGUGAGCCAUUUGAUAGAUACUUGGAUUAA
This is a messenger RNA of Naumovozyma dairenensis CBS 421, 5337 nucleotides long. It is a transcript of the gene UTP10, whose product is annotated as snoRNA-binding rRNA-processing protein UTP10. The transcript has a single exon. The record is from RefSeq and is a predicted model, not a curated record. Gene Ontology annotation, cellular component: 90S preribosome; small-subunit processome; t-UTP complex. Gene Ontology annotation, biological process: positive regulation of transcription by RNA polymerase I; maturation of SSU-rRNA from tricistronic rRNA transcript (SSU-rRNA, 5.8S rRNA, LSU-rRNA). NCBI's taxonomy places the organism in Eukaryota, Fungi, Ascomycota, Saccharomycetes, Saccharomycetales, Saccharomycetaceae. Bases 1 to 5337 code for a protein of 1778 amino acids. Gene Ontology annotation, molecular function: snoRNA binding.